CAUGAGACAAAUAUAUUUGGAUUAUCCUUUGAUGAAUAUGAAAUCAUGAUGUGGUCUAACUUCUGUUUAGUGCGGAGGUUUAUUCAAACUUAGGAUGGUUUAACAACGUUAAUUAUGCACCAACAUUAGUUCAUAUAGCCAAAAAAUAUCGCAAUCCUUUUCGAGUUGUUUUACUGCAAAUCUGAAAUCAUGGACUCGAUAGUGGAAUCCUACCAAAGCCCUUACGCAGGGUUUCCUAUGCACCCGUUCUUAUUAAGAUAUCAGAUUGAAGAUCUACCCUCAUCACAAGGAACAGGAGCAAAUGUUGAAGAAUUGCAGGAUAAUUAUCACGAUGAUGCUAAAAGAGUGGAAAUACAAUCAGCCGAUUUCGGAACAUUGGCGUGGUGUUCUGCUAUAUGCGAACAGGUCUGCAAAGAGAGAAAUCUCCCCCAAUUCGAAAUAUUGGGACAACUAAUCACCAUGCUAAAUUGCGAUGAGAAUGUCAUCGCGGCCAACUUGGUAGAUAAGUUGGGAUUCGAGUAUGCAGAGUUUAUAACACAAGUCAUACAAAAUCGAAAGAAUUUAUUACGUCAAUGGGAAGUACAACUAGAUAUACUAAGUCAGGAUAUACUUAGAGGUAGAAUCGCCCAGGACGGUAUUGCAGAGAUGCAGGCACUUUUGCUCCGGUAUACUGGCAAAGGCAUUGAUUACCAUCGACACAACAUGUUAGCAGGACUUAAUUUGAUAAGUCCAGAUGAGCUUAUGAAGUCCAUGGAAGGGCAACAGCGCAUCAAUACUGCAUUGGGUAUACCUAUAUACAUACCUCCUAAAAAAGACCUAAACAUCGAGCGGGAGUAUCAUGAAUGCUAUGACAAAGCAGUCAUACCUCCCUUAUCUAACCCCUUUGUAGCAAAUGAAAAUGACCUGAUAAGAAUCGACUCUUUGCCUCAGUGGGCUCAAAAGGCAUUCGCAGGAAUUGAAAAACUCAAUACCAUACAGUCUAUGGUAUACAAUACAGCAUUCAAAACUUCACAAAAUAUGUUGAUAUCUGCACCUACAGGUUGUGGAAAGACCAAUGUAGCGCUUCUCUGCGCCUUGCAGAAUUUUGAAUCCUACUUUAACGGUGGAGAGAAAAAUACUAAGGUAGUUUACGUAGCUCCCAUGAAGGCACUAGCAUCGGAGGUCACAGGCAAAUUUUCAAAAUCUUUGGUAGAUCUGGGUCUCCGAGUUAGAGAAGUGACUGGAGAUACACAGGUCCCAACCUCAGAGCUGGGGAGUAUAGAUGUGCUUAUUACAACACCAGAAAAAUUAGAUGUAAUAACUCGGAAUUCGUACAGCACGGGCACGCAAUCUGAUGACUCAUUCCUCACGAAGGUUAGCUGCUUGAUCAUUGAUGAAGUUCACCUCCUUAAUGAUACCAGAGGCAUAGUUUUGGAGACAGUAGUGGCACGUAUAUUAAGGUUGAUUGAGUCUACACAGGAAACUAGAAGGAUUGUAGGAAUAUCCGCCACCCUCCCUAACUGGAAGGAUGUAGCCGAGUUUCUACGCGUGGCUCCGGAGCAUGCCUAUCAUUUCGGGCCCGAAUAUAGGCACGUGCCUUUGUCACAAGUAUUCUAUGGUGUUAAGGGCAAGGACAUUACCGGGACAAUGUAUGAGAUCUGUUUUGACCACAUUAUUCAAACACUAGAAAACGGGAAGCAAUGUAUAAUUUUUGUACAUUCCAGGAAUGAAACUUCAAUGACAGCUAACAAGUUGAUUGAAAUGAUACAGGAAUCACCGAGUCAUCAAAAACUAUUCCAGCCAAACCGAGAUAUUUACCAACGAUUCCACAAGCAGCUGAAAAAAUCUAAGCAUGAUAAUGUUGAACGGUUUGCUGAAUAUUGCAUGUCUAUACACCAUGCUGGAAUGGUGAGAAGGGAUAGAGACGUAGUCGAGAACAUGUUCAAAGAAGGCCUAAUAAAGGUACUAGUAUCAACUUCAACGUUGGCUUGGGGAGUCAACCUGCCAGCGAACUGUGUCAUAAUAAAGGGUACAUUUAUAGGGGGAUUGGGAGUGGACCGGAACAUCAAUUACCUGGAACUCACACAAAUAAUGGGAAGAGCUGGAAGGCCACAAUUCGAUACGUCAGGUACAGGUGUUCUCAUUACGGAACACAAAAAUCUGAACGAUUACAUAAAGAUGCAAACCGAACAGUUACCCAUAGAGUCCCACCUCCAUAGACAUUUGGAAAAUGCAUUAAACGCCGAAAUUGUAUUAGGCACGGUGGUAGACGAAGCUGAUGCUGUUACGUGGCUUAGGUAUACAUUCCUUUAUGUUAGGAUGCGCAAGAAUGCUCUUAAAUAUGGAAUUAAGAGUAGUAAUGAUGGGGAAAUAUUCAAUCAGCUUCAUAAAAUAGUGCGUGACGCUGCAAUUAACCUGGAUAGAUCCAAGUUGAUUAGGUACCAUGAACCUUCAGGGGAAUUUGCGUCUACUGAUUUGGGACGCAUCGCAGCGAGAUAUUAUGUCGACUAUGAAACUAUAUAUAACUUUGCUGUAUCUUUGAAUGCAGAAAUAAGCGCUCCCACACAACCAGUGGCUGACAACAAAGAUAACACAGAGCAAUCUUCUCAACCGCCGCGCCCACUGAUAACUGAUGAAUAUAUACUAGAAAGGGUGUGUGAAUGUAAAGAGUUUGAAAAUCUUAUGUAUCGCAAUGAUGAACUGGAAGAGCUAUCGGACCUCAUGCGCCAUAGCAUUUUCAAGCCUACACGAGGGUUAAACCAUAUAACGACCAAAAUAAGCUUGCUUAUAGAGGCACAUAUCAACCGAACGUAUAUCAAGUCUUCGAGCCUCAUUAGCGAUAUGAACUACAUUAUACAAAAUAUAGGCAGGCUACUGUUGGCUUACUUCGAAGUUUCCAUGUCAGAGACCGUAUGCGCUCCUCCUAUAGGUAACCUGAUAUACAAAUGGGCCUUAAUGUUUGAGCGUCAAAUAUGGGAUGUUAAAUUGCGACCAUUAAACGUCUUGUAUCAUUUCUGUAGACCAUAUCAUGCAAUGUAUGAUAGGGCCAAAAUGCAAUCCAGCAAGCUGCCAACACUAUCAGAAGGCACAGCAACAAGGCUCUCAACAUAUAAUUUAGAGUCACUAAUGGAUCUAACACACUCAGAGUUUUCGCAGUUGGUGAAAUCGAGAAGUGAGGCAUCUGCAGUUGAAAGUUUUUUAGGUUUUGUGCCAUAUCCACAGAUUAUACCUUCCUCGCGUCCAAUAACAUCGUGUAUAACCGAGGUAAACGUUAAAAUCACGCUGAAAAAUAACUGGAGCACGCGCUGGAAUGGGAAAAACGAAAUUUUUUACAUUUGGUUGUGCUCCGAAGAAUGCAUUCUGAACAAGUCCAAGGUUAUGCUGAACUGUAAUAAAACGUCCGCCACCGUAGAUAUGUUUGUGCCUCAACGUGAAGAUGAUACAUACUUUAUCCUUAAGGUAUUUUCAAGUAAAUGGUUGGGAUUGAGCUUCGAACAGCAAUUGCGUACAAAAAGGUUGGCUUAUGUGGAAGAAGGUUACACUAAACUCCUGAAGCUGUGGCCCAUGCCUACGAAGGCAUUGUGUGACAAGUUUGAUUACCAACACAAAUACUUCAACCCUCUUCAAACACAAAUGCUUUCCUAUUGUCUUUACCACGAUGACAAUUUGCUAGUAGGGGCACCUACCGGUUCGGGUAAGACUGUGGUUGCCGAACUGGCCAUGUUCAGACUGUGGCGCACUCAAGUUUGUAAAAAGGUAGUAUAUAUAGCCCCUUUAAAGGCACUAGCCUAUGAAAGACUCAAGGAUUGGAACAAAAAAUUCGGAAUGUUCAAAAAAGUAGUUGAGGUAACUGGAGAUUCAAGAACCAGUGUUAAAGAAAUUGUAAAUAGCGACGUGAUAGUCACUACGCCUGAAAAGUGGGAUGGCAUUUCAAGACACUGGAAAACGCGUAAAUAUGUCCGAUCGGUAGGCCUUAUAGUUAUAGAUGAAGUACACCUUCUUGGCGAGAGUAGAGGUGCCGUUUUAGAAGCUAUUGUAAGUAGGCUCUGUUUUAUAUCUAAAUUUACGCAAAGUAAUACGCGGUUGGUGUGCUUGUCUACUGCUUUAGCCAAUCCUGGAGAAAUUGCUGAUUGGAUCUCUGUUAGCUCGACAAAGGUAUUCAACUUCUCACCAGCUGUUAGACCAGUGAAAUGCCACCUAUAUAUAGACGGGUUUCCACUAAAAGCAUAUUGUCCAAGGAUGAAUUCUAUGAAUAGGCCAGCUUUUUCCACAAUUAUGCGUCACGACAUAUCAGCACCAGUUCUUGUAUUUGUUUCAUCAAGGAGACAAACAAGGACUACUGCCAGAGAUUUCGUAAGCCUACUGCAGGUUAAGUCAUUAAGGUGGACCAAUAUUGAUAUUUCGGCGAGGCCAUUUAUCGAUGAAAACUUGAACGUUUUUGUAGAACAUGGAAUCGGAAUACAUCAUGCCGGACUGCACGACAGCGACCGCAUACGUAUAGAGGAAAUGUACCUCAAAGGGGAAAUCAAAGUAUUGAUUGCAACCGCAACACUUGCAUGGGGAGUGAAUUUGCCGGCUAAAAUAGUUAUUGUUAAAGGUACUGAAUAUUAUGAUGGGAAGACAAAGAAAUAUGCGGACUACUCUGUGACGGAUAUCCUGCAGAUGGUGGGAAGAGCUGGCAGAAGGGUUUUUGAUAAGGAAGCAUAUGCAUAUGUAUACACGGAAUCUAGAAAAGUGGACUUCUACAAAGCUUUCAUGUUCUCACCCUUUCCGGCGGAGUCUUCGUUUCAUGAACGCCUACUAGACAGUAUGAAUUCUGAAAUAGCAUCUGGAACUAUUGCAAAUAAAGCCCAGGGACUACAAUAUCUUAAAAAUACUUUCUUCUUCAAAAGAUUGAAAAAGAAUCCGCAAUAUUACUUGAAUAUAGACCUAUUUAAUGGCUAUGAAGGGGAAUUGGCUAUCGAAGAUUUGACAAAUUGGGUAAUCUCCAAGUGCGUGGAGAAACUUAAUGAACUUGGGUGUAUAUCUACUAAAUCUACUGCCACAUCUGUAUAUAACGAUGACAACGUCUUCAUUCCUUCUAUCAUAGGAAUUCUAGCAUCACAAUAUUAUAUAUCUUGCGAAACUAUGGCCAACAUAAUGUCAUCACUGUCAGAUAACACGUACUACGACAGUGUAUCCAAGAUAUUACGAAUCAUCUCUAAUGCAAAGGAGUUUGGAGAAGUACCUUUGAGACAUAACGAGGAUGUAUACAAUAUGCAACUAUCAGCGGAUGCUGUAAUGCCCAUAGCACCUGCUGAGGCAUCCAAUCCUCAUGCAAAAACAUUCCUAUUACUACAAGCAAGGCUUUUCAAACUAAAAAUGCCAAUAUUCGACUACAACAACGACCUUAAAUCCGUCAUGGAUCAAUUGCCACGUAUAUUCCAGGCUUUCAUUGACCUUAUGGCAUGCUAUCGCAAUUUCAAGAAUAUAGAAUAUGCAAUGAUGAUAUACAAACACCUGGUCAUCCAAAGCAAUCUUUUUGACCCGAUAUUAGACUUCAACGAUCGUUCAACCAUCGAAGCUAGAGUAGUGAAUGUGCGAUCGAACUCCACGUUACCUAUGUCCAAUAUCUCCAAAAGAGAUAAGUGGUGUCGUUAUGAAAUGGGUGAUAUCAAAGAAAUUGACAUUGUUGUGACUGUAGAUAACCUAACGAAUACAAAUGACAUGUAUUAUCUAACACUCUCCAACAUCUACUCAAACGCUUUAUACGGAUUCAAGAAGAUUACUCUACCUGGGGAUUUCUCUUUCAGAAUUAAGUUGGGAGGAGCAAGAGGUCACCUAGUGAUCAGAAUUGUCUUUACGUCUUGCAGCUCAUCCACCGUUGAUCAACAAAAGGUUUUAGUAUUAUCUAAUAAUUAGA
This is a messenger RNA of Babesia bovis T2Bo, 5881 nucleotides long. RefSeq names its product Sec63 Brl domain family protein. Bases 190 to 5880 code for a protein of 1896 amino acids. The record is from RefSeq and is a predicted model, not a curated record. NCBI's taxonomy places the organism in Eukaryota, Apicomplexa, Aconoidasida, Piroplasmida, Babesiidae. Gene Ontology annotation, molecular function: nucleic acid binding; ATP binding; ATP hydrolysis activity. The transcript has 11 exons.